AUGGCGACGAGAACCCCAAUCAUCACCCUCGAGGAACACUUCAUGUCCUCGGUUGCGGAGGCCAGCACGCACAAGACAGAUGAAGCGUUCAAGCAGAUCCCCGAGCUCUGGGAGAAAUUCACCGAACUCGGGCCGCUCCGCCUACAGGCCAUGGACGCGGGCCAGGUGACCCUCCAGGUGAUCUCACACGGACCAGGAGACCUGACUCCAGACCAGUGCCGGGCGGCCAACGCCCAGCUCGCCCAGGCGGUCCAGGCCCACCCGGGGCGGUUCGCAGGCUUUGCCGCGCUGCCGAUGGAACGCCCAGCGGAGGCGGCGACAGAGCUGCGGCGCACGUGCUCCGAGAUAAGGUUCCUGGGCGCCCUCGUCGACAGCCACACCGAGGCGGGGACUUAUUACGAGGGCCCCGAGUAUGAUGUCCUGUGGGAGGCUGCGUCCGAGCUGGACGUGCCGAUUUAUAUUCAUCCUACGUGGCCCUCCGAGAAUCUGUUCAGCACCUACAGGUCGAAGGCGAUCCCGGAGCAGGUAUCUGCAGCAAUAUCCGCAUUUGGGUUCGGCUGGCACAGCGAUGUCGCCGUACACGUGCUGCGGCUCUAUGCUGGGGGAGUCUUCGACCGGUUCCCGAACCUUAAGAUUGUGAUUGGCCAUUUUGGUGAGAUGAUCCCCUUCAUGCUCCAGCGCAUCGAACGGAUUGCAGGUCACUGGGGGAAGACGAGAUCGUUCCGGCAGGUCUGGGACGAGAACGUAUGGUUGACGACGAGCGGGAACUGGGCCUUGGACCCCUUGGCGUGCAUCUUGAGGAAUACGAAGAAGGAUAGGAUCAUGUACAGCGUGGACUACCCGUUCGCGAGCAAUGAAGAUGGGCUGAAGUGGCUGGAAGAGCUCGAAGGCAGUGGCUUGGUAAGCAAGGAGGAGCUGGAGGGCAUACGGUGGAAGAACGCAGCGACGCUGUUGAAAGUUGAUGUGAAGGCUUGA
Molecule: messenger RNA, 975 nt
Organism: Diaporthe citri
Lineage: Eukaryota; Fungi; Ascomycota; Sordariomycetes; Diaporthales; Diaporthaceae
Exons: 1
Coding region: 1-975 (324 amino acids)
Biological process (GO): secondary metabolic process
Cellular component (GO): cytosol; cytoplasm
Molecular function (GO): carboxy-lyase activity; hydrolase activity
Source: RefSeq, a predicted model, not a curated record